Messenger RNA from Elgaria multicarinata webbii, 1275 nucleotides. It is a transcript of the gene SDCBP2, whose product is annotated as syndecan binding protein 2. The transcript is spliced from 9 exons. Gene Ontology annotation, molecular function: protein binding. Bases 38 to 949 code for a protein of 303 amino acids. NCBI's taxonomy places the organism in Eukaryota, Metazoa, Chordata, Lepidosauria, Squamata, Anguidae. Gene Ontology annotation, cellular component: plasma membrane; cytoplasm. The record is from RefSeq and is a predicted model, not a curated record.
UCUCUCCAAAGGCAUCCGACAGGUGGACUCAUAAGUCAUGUCGGUCUUGUACCCGUCACUCGAAGACAUGAAGGUGGAUCAGGUCCUGAAGGCUCAGAGUAAUGCAGCCCCAAAGCCACUUCCUUCUCCAGUGACCUCUUCGGCGUCGGUUCCUGGAGCCACUGAAUUGCCCAAAGCAACUGACCCACCGGUUUUGUACCCAAAUCUCACUGACCUCAAUGAUUACAUGGGACUCUCUCUGUCCAGCGAAGAGGUCCAGAAGAAUCUGGUGCUUGCCCCAGCAAACAGCAAUGCGGAGGCUGUGGCGUCGUCUGCGCACAGCCUGACCGUCGCUCCGGUGACGGGAAGUGACUUGGGCUUGCGCCGGGCAGAGAUCAAACCGGGCCUGCGGGAGGUCCAUCUCUGCAAGGAUGAGCGUGGGAAGACGGGGCUGAAGCUGCGAAACAUCGAUAAGGGCUUGUUUGUGCAGCUGGUCCGGGCCCACUCUCCGGCCGCUCUGGUGGGGCUGCGCUUUGGGGAUCAGCUCCUCCAGAUUGAUGGGAAGGAUUGCACGGGCUGGAACAUGGACAAAGCGAAGCGCGCGCUGAAGAAGGCCUCCCCGGAGAAGAUUGUCCUGGUGGUUCGCGACAGGCCUUUCCAGCGCACAGUGACGAUGCACAAAGACAGCACCGGCCACGUUGGCUUCAUCAUCAAAAGGGGGCAGGUCAAAUCUCUCGUCAAAGGCAGCUCUGCGGCCCGGAACGGCCUCCUCAUCAACCAUUACAUCUGCGAGGUGAACGGGCAAAAUGUCAUCGGCCUCAAGGACAAGGAAAUCACAGGUAUCCUGAUGAACGCCGGCCGCAGCAUCACUCUCACCAUCAUCCCCUCCGUGAUCUAUGAGCACAUGGUCAAAAAGCUUUCGAGUGGGCUAGUGAAAUCUUCAAUGGAUCAUUCAGUCCCUGAUGCUUAAAACAGCUGAGAACGUCCAUCCCCCUCUUUUCUGGCACGAAAUACACCACGGACUCCACCAGAAUGACUCUUGGGAGUUGUCCUCGCUCUCCUCAGAGGCUAUUUGGAGGUGAAGAAAGACAAAACCCUUCCUGACAGCUUGGUUAAUUCCUUGAGGACUGUGAGAUUUCCCAGCGAAGGGUGAGAUUGACUCAAGGUUGAGUUUUGGGGACCUGUGCAACCAUCUUACCAUUCUAUUGCACCUUGCUAGAGAAGAUAAAUUAACCUGACAAGUGUCUAUCCCUCUUGCAUGGGGACCGGAAGCAGCCGAUUCCCUAGUCUACGCAG